Messenger RNA from Solanum pennellii, 967 nucleotides. RefSeq names its product 3-oxoacyl-[acyl-carrier-protein] reductase FabG-like. Gene Ontology annotation, molecular function: oxidoreductase activity. Bases 1 to 816 code for a protein of 271 amino acids. Lineage: Eukaryota; Viridiplantae; Streptophyta; Magnoliopsida; Solanales; Solanaceae. The record is from RefSeq and is a predicted model, not a curated record. The transcript has 3 exons.
AUGGACCCAUGGAAAGACCUAACCGGGAAAGUAGUGAUGGUGACCGGAGCAUCAUCGGGAAUCGGGCUAGAGUUCUGUAUCGAUUUAGCCAAAGCCGGUUGCAGAAUCAUCGCUGCUGCUCGUCGUGUUGACAAGCUGAAAUCUCUCUGCGACCAAAUUAACAGUAAUUCAGAGGGAACCCCUCGUGCGAUCGCCAUCGAACUUGACGUUGCUGCUGAUAGUGCUACAAUUGAAUCCGCUGUAAAAAUAGCUUGGGAUGCCUUUGGACGUAUCGAUGCCUUGGUUAACAAUGCAGGCGUAAGAGGGAGCGUGAGCUCUUCAGUGGAAUUGGCAGAGGAGGAAUGGAACAACACAUAUAACACGAAUCUACGAGGGGCAUGGAUGGUUUCGAAAUAUGUAUGUAAGCAUAUGAUCGAUGCCAAACAGGGCGGAGGAUCUGUUAUUAACAUCACUUCGAUGGCUGGUUUAAAUCGUAUAGCAGUACCAGGAACUACUGCUUACGCUACUUCAAAGAUGGCUCUAGACAUGGUUACUAAGAUAAUGGCGAUUGAAUUGGGUGGAGAGAAUAUCAGGUUGAACUCGAUAUCGCCAGGAGUUUUCAAAUCAGAGAUAACAGAGAGCCUAGUUGAACAGAAAUGGUUUCAUAAGUUUCUUUAUAAAACACUUCCUACUAGAUAUCUUGGAACGACAGAUCCAGGUUUAACCUCUCUCAUUCGAUACUUAAUUCAUGAUUCUUCUGAGUAUGUAACGGGUAAUGUUUUCAUCGUCGAUGGUGGAGCUAGCUUACCAGGCGUCCCCAUUUUCUCAUCACUCUAGCUCAAAUGGACAUGUAAGAGAAAAUAAUACAAUACUUGUGUUAUGUUACUAGUAUGUUCUACUUUCAAUUAUCGAAGCAAGUGAAGAAUGUAUUGUAAUACUUGGUGUGAUUUAGUAUGUUUUUUACCUUCCACUAGAGUGUUUGCGAUUU